This is a messenger RNA of Acyrthosiphon pisum (pea aphid), 1887 nucleotides long. RefSeq lists its product as uncharacterized. Bases 1093 to 1821 code for a protein of 242 amino acids. The record is from RefSeq and is a predicted model, not a curated record. The transcript is spliced from 6 exons. NCBI's taxonomy places the organism in Eukaryota, Metazoa, Arthropoda, Insecta, Hemiptera, Aphididae.
ACCUACUGUAUUACUAGUAGUAAAAUAAAUUAACUAAAUAAUAGCAUUAUGAAUACCUAUAUAAUAAAAACCAAAAUCAUAAACUUAGUAGUAUGGCUGUCAUUCAGUCUCCACUAAGAACUGUUUUCAGCAUUCAAUGAUUUUCAGUGACCUGCCUAAUGGUGAGGUACACUUGACACCUGCUAUAAAGAAAAGCGAGUUCCCUGUUUUUAUUUAUUUAUUAAUGUUUCUGGUGGAUCAAAUAAUUUUUUAUUUGUUAGGUAUCUCGAAUCACGAAAAAUAACUCAUUAACCCGUAGUGGUCGAUGUAUGAAACUAUAAUUCUACAACGACUGUACCUACAGUUUAUAACAUAAUAUUAUAUACAUGAAAGUAUUGACAUUUUGAACACUUAAUUGUUAAUUUCCACAUUAUUCCGCAGAACAUGCGUGACUGAUCUUCAAUAACCAUGAGUGCUAUUAAGUGGUAUCUACGUUAAAAAAGUUUGAAAACCACUGAAAUAGAUCAUUUUCCAACCUUUUAUGAGCUACACUCUAAUAUUAUAAUAUAGGUAUUGUUAAUUUAAUACAUUACGGAUAAUAAUAUGUUAGAAUUAAGGCUUAAGAGAAACGGUUUUCAUUUUAAAUAUUUUUACAUUUUGAAAACAAUUUAUGUUAAUUAUCGUUCUAUCAUAAAAUCCAAUUGAAAUACAUGUUGUUAAAUAUGCGGGAAAUUAAAUUUUAGCGGUAUAGGCACAUCUAUGGAAAUUUGAUGUUUCCUUCACCUUUAAAUAAAAAUAUUACAAUAUUAGGUAUACUUAUUACAUAUAUUUACCUGAUAUAGUUUUACCUAAAAUCGAAGUAGCAUGUGCCUAAUAUGCCUAUAUGUACAACAUAUUAUAUAAUAAUAUGCUUUGAAUUUUUAAAUCGUAUACUAUCAUUAAUAGUCAAUAACAAACAUUUUGAAAACGAGUUUUUAUGGAAACUAAACAAGUAUAAAUAAUAUUAUAAUAAUGCUGAGUAAUUUUUUUUCGGUAUCAAAAUAUCAAAUUAUGAUUAUUAUGCUUUAACAAUUUAAACAAUUUGUAUAGUUUUAAAAAUAUUUCCAAAAAAUUAUGUGUUCUCGGAAACAAUGCAUUGCUGAUCAUGACGUAUCGUCCCACACUAAUGAAGACAUAAAUUCUAAUUCUACUUUAGUUCAGAAGUUUCACGAAAACAGUAAAACGUCAGUUCGUUUGACUUAUUUUGAUGGAUCGAGCUACGUAAAAAAACAUAAAGCUCGUCAAACAAAACAAACCAGUAAGAAAUCGUUCGUUGGAAGCAGCUCUGAUACAAACAUCCGAAAUACUAUUACUAAAUGUAAAACGUGCUGUGACAAUGCGGACCAGAAAUCUAGUGGAAGUGGUUCUAAGUCGGCGGCUGACAUGUCAGACACUCUGCCGGCUGACGUGUGUGUUCGGAUGGUGGGCGGACGAGUACGUGAAAUAUUAGACUUAUUGGCCCGGUCGGACAACGACAUGGGGUGUGCGGACGCCUAUUGGUUGCAGAAGCUGUUUAAGUCGGUAAUCCGAGCACUUGAUGACUUACGGAGUGCUUGCUGUAGACCGCGUCAGAUAACUAACUUGCGGAAUUCUUGCAAAAAGACCUUCCGGCUCUCCGGCGCCGGUCCCGGGCCGUCAAUGUCGUCGAGUGAAUUUAAUAUGCUGUGCAAAUAUCCACACAAUGUUUGUAAUCAAUGCGGUUGUUCGGUCAAUACUAACCUGCAGAAAUUGAUAAAAGCCGCCGCCAAUUUUGGAUGCUUGUAUGGUUACGCGGUCAACUCGGACAAAGUGAAUAGACGUUAAAAAAAAAUAUAUUGCGUAAUUCGUGAUAAGACGUAAUGUGAAUACAACAUGUGUGUAGAUUUUACG